CAAAAAAACAACAAAGACUAAAUUAAUUAAUGAUUUGAAUGGGAAAAUAAUAAUUAAUCACUCAAUUAUGUUGAAACAAUAAUUGGGUUCCGCCAUUGGCUUCACUUUCUUCUCGUCACAAGCCGUGCCUGACGGUGUCGGUGUCGGUGUCGGUGUGACCACACUCUCUCUCCCUCUCCCCCUCCCCCUCCCCCUCCCCCCUAGCGUUUUGAUUUCUAUCUGUCACCAUCCUUACCUUUGCACGACUUGCAAAUGUAAAUUCCUUUGUAUCUCCGCCUUUUCCGUACUACAAAGUCUACAUUCUCUCUCUGUCGGUGUAUCCUCGUAUAAACUGGAUUGACGUCCUUAUUUCCUCAAAAUUAGUUGCGUCGAAUUGCUUUAAUGUUUUUUGAGGAGGUACAAGGCUUUGAUCAUUGAGUAGCAUUGGGGAAGUUCAUUUGGCAUGGAAGGUUGUGGUGAUUUUAUAAAAUGGCUUGGACCUGAUGUGUCUAUAAAGAUCCUCAUGUGUUUGGAGGAUCCAUCUGAUGUUGUCCGUGUCUGUGCAGUCUCAAGUUCCUGGCGGCAAUUUGGUGAGCUUACGGAGUCAGAAUUCUAUGAUUUUAAUGAUAGCGAAUGGCCUCAGUAAGCAGCUUUGUCUAAGAAUGUUUCCUGAAACAUCAAGCGUUGGUCAUGUUAUUGGAGUGAACAAUAUGAUAGAACCCAUAGACGUGAGGCCUGACAACUCUCUGGAAUGGGAAUUCCUGGAGAGGGAUCAUAGAGUAUAUGCUUUUUUAGCUCGAGGUCUUACCUCUUUCGUGAGAAAAGAUUGCGCAUCAGAGGCCAUACGUGCAUCCAGCACUGAUAAUUACCCCAAAGAAAGCAUUCAGAACACAUUGGAACCGAGUGAUAGGGUUGAACAAAGACCUUCAUACUGGUCGAGCAAAGGAGAAAGUGAACCUACAGUUCCUGAGAUGUUACUAUAUAAGUUGACUUCAAAUCUAUGUGUGAUUACUGAAAUCCAUGUAAAACCAUUUCAAGCAUAUUUUCAGUUUGGCUUCCCUAUAUAUUCAGCCAAGGCUGUCCGAUUUCGGUUGGGGCACCCUAAGUGUCCGGUGGAUUUGGAAAGUUAUGGCAGAGAUGAAUCUGCUUCUGCUCAGGAAUUUACUGGCGGCAAGUUUGUAUGGACGUAUGUUUCACCAGAAUUCCCAAUGGCUCAAGAGAACCACUUGCAAAAGUUUACGCUGCCUGAACCUGCUCUUUGUAUUGGAGGGAUCCUGCAAAUAGAGCUGUCGGGUAGGGUUCAGAAACAAGAAAUGGAUGGUUUAUACUAUAUAUGCGUCUCUCAUGUUCAAGUCGUAGGACGACCCCUCUUGCCGGCUUUUGAUGUUGAAAUACUUGAUCCCUCGGGAAAGUGCACCUUGAAGUACUACCAGGAUGUGGAUGAUUGCUUGCACUCGACUAAAUCAUCUGAAGGAGAGACGAGUAGCCCCUCUCGUUUCCGUUUUUUUACUACAAGCAUAAGGGGUUGGGAGCAAAUGAUCAUGAACACGUUAUUUGGGGCUGGAGCAGUUGUAGUCAACGAUGAUGAUUCAGAUGAUGAAUUCCCUGCCUAAUUUUUUUUUCCCUACACUUCAGUUGAAUAUAACCCCGAAGGUGUUGGAUAGAACUUGAAUGCUGUGGAUUGAAACUGAACCUCACUGUCCUCCGUCUGGAGGCCAACCUUUUGAGUUCGUUCCCGAGAGGUGGCUUCAUUUGCCUUUGCUUUUCGGAGAGAAGUUCAAGAAGUUGACUCUGCUUGCUAUCUCGUUCUCUCUCUGAUUGUUACGCUAUGUUUUUCCUUCUUCCCUUCCAUUUUAUAAACCAUUAGCUACUGUAUAGAACUUGAAUACCGUGAUCUUUAUCCAGAUGUAUAAUUGGACAUUGUUACUUGCUAAGCCGAUCAUUUGACCUGGGUGUUAUUGUUCAUGUCCAAUGUGGAUCAUAUCCUGAUGGAUGGGCUCAUAAUAAUCAUUUUUGUCUGCUA
Ilex paraguariensis (yerba mate) is the source of this 2002-nucleotide messenger RNA. NCBI's taxonomy places the organism in Eukaryota, Viridiplantae, Streptophyta, Magnoliopsida, Aquifoliales, Aquifoliaceae. The record is from the annotation of a GenBank genome assembly.